This is a messenger RNA of Suillus plorans, 642 nucleotides long. RefSeq lists its product as uncharacterized. The transcript has 3 exons. The record is from RefSeq and is a predicted model, not a curated record. NCBI's taxonomy places the organism in Eukaryota, Fungi, Basidiomycota, Agaricomycetes, Boletales, Suillaceae. Bases 64 to 642 code for a protein of 192 amino acids.
CAUCUGCCUAUAAAAUACCUGCAUGCACGCUAUGACCUUGCAUUGCUCACUGCAACAAGCUCCAUGAUGUUCACUUCACGCUUCACCAUUCUUGCCGUGCUCACCCUCCUCGCUGGUGCCAACGCGGGAUGCGCAACAUGCCAAGAAACGUUGUAUGACCGUGGUGUAGCGGCUUACGAGCUAGUCAGCACCUACGUGAAGUCUGAAAACGGAUUCACGGAGUGCAGCUACGUGGAUAAGGAGGGCGACGAGGUGAACUGCGAGUAUAUGAAUGGUCAAGGAUGGAUGGGUAUGGAUGCUAAGCAGGAUGUGAUGUGGAAUGAGCUCGACGAGAGGAGCAACAUUGGUCUGCAGAAAGUUGGGUAUAUCAGUAGAUUUUGUCUGCGUCAAGAGUUCUCUUCAUACUACGUGUUUUGCCUGGACCAGUUGGUGACAAUCAAUUGCUUCGGGCAUCUUGAGAUAAUGAGUGCUCCUCCAGGCCUGUCAGUCAGCGUCUCAAAUUCAAACUUGGGCGAGUAUGUCCAUUCACUAUUUGAGAGAACGAAUGGUGACAUAAUAGAAACUAAAAGUGACACACACAUGCAUAUCUCUGAGUUCACUCAUGAGGUCCAGGGGAGGUUGAAGCACAUGCGUAGGGCAUAG